CUUUGGAGUCACAGAGCAAGAAGAAGGAGAAAGCAGCAGCUGAAGCGAGAAGCAUCUCAGUGAAGGGAAAGAUCUUGGGAAGAGAACAUCUCACUGACAGCAGCUCCAGCACAGCCUGCUUCUGCUUCCCGUCUUCUCUCUCUCUCUCCCUCCUUGGCUUUCUCUUCCCCGUUCUUGUGUUCUUUCCUCUCUUUCUCCCUUCUGUCUCCUUCCCUUACUGCCCCUUUCUUGCUGUCCCUUCCCUGGCAGACUCCACUCCAGAUCUGUGCUGCCUGCUACCUACAAACUUUUUUGAGCGGAUCCCCUUAAACCAGAAGACAAGUAACUGCUGCUCUUCUGCCUUCGGCUCCUUUGAUCGUCAGAGAGGCGACGCCACAAGAGUUUUAACUAUUUCGGCUGAAACUUGGGAGACAGUUUUUUUUUAAUCUACCCUUUAAUUGCGCAGCCAAACGCUCUUAGUGCCGGGUGUUAAGAGUUUAAUGAGUGGCAAUGUGUAGCAAAGCGAUCCUAGCACUACUGGUCUAUGGGAUAAUAAUGCACUGCAGCGUCUACUGCUCACCUGCUGCUGGAUUUCAAUACCCUGCGCUAAGGCUGGAAGAUGAAGUGUAUGACGAGGAUGGAAACACGCUGCAGGAUUUCGCCUUUGACAACGACCCCCUUGGCAUAGCGAACCCUUCCUCCAUGAUAGACGACAUGUACACCCUGUACUACCCACCGGAAAAGAGGCACGCCGAUGGGAUAUUUAACAAAGCCUACAGGAGAGUCCUGGGUCAACUAUCCGCUAGGAAAUACCUGCAUUCUUUGAUGGCCAAACGGGUCGGCGGUGCCAGCGGCCUGGAGGACGACUCGGAACCGCUCUCCAAACGGCACUCGGAUGGCAUCUUCACAGACAGCUACAGCCGCUACCGGAAACAAAUGGCUGUCAAGAAAUACUUGGCAGCGGUCCUGGGGAAAAGGUAUAAACAAAGAGUUAAAAACAAAGGACGCCGAGUAGCGUAUUUGUAGCGCUGAGUCACCCUCCACUCCUGUGUAUACAAAGCCCUAAAAAGAGAAAAACAAAAGUCAUUUCCAAAGUGACUGAACAAU
Mauremys mutica (yellowpond turtle) is the source of this 1086-nucleotide messenger RNA. RefSeq names its product adenylate cyclase activating polypeptide 1 (gene ADCYAP1). Gene Ontology annotation, molecular function: peptide hormone receptor binding; pituitary adenylate cyclase activating polypeptide activity; neuropeptide hormone activity. The transcript is spliced from 5 exons. Gene Ontology annotation, biological process: positive regulation of transcription by RNA polymerase II; adenylate cyclase-activating G protein-coupled receptor signaling pathway; positive regulation of protein kinase activity. The coding region runs from base 490 to 1005 and encodes 171 amino acids. Lineage: Eukaryota; Metazoa; Chordata; Testudines; Geoemydidae. Gene Ontology annotation, cellular component: perikaryon; extracellular region; neuron projection. The record is from RefSeq and is a predicted model, not a curated record.